Molecule: messenger RNA, 1320 nt
Organism: Letharia lupina
Lineage: Eukaryota; Fungi; Ascomycota; Lecanoromycetes; Lecanorales; Parmeliaceae
Exons: 2
Coding region: 1-1320 (439 amino acids)
Source: RefSeq, a predicted model, not a curated record
AUGUUCAAGCCACUGCUAAAUCUGAAAGGUUCCUCACGUCGCCGUCAAGUUGCUAUGGCAAGAGCUGAAGCAAGGCAACCAAUCUUCAAUCCUUACACGCCGUGCACGUGCGAUCUGGCUAUCUCCUAUGGCGGGACUACUUUGUCUCCGGAAAUGCUCCGCACCGUACGCUCCAAGACAAGUAAGAGGCGUAAAAGCCCCGACAGGCCAACAUCAUACCUGGGUCUCAGGGGAAAGAAGAGGGAGGAGUCCAAGGCAGACACACGGAGGGAGAAUGCUUGGCGCCAGCGAAAGGAGGCGCGAAGAUUUCGAGACUUGGAGGCAAGGGCAGGAGCCAUGAAAGCUGUCAACCCGGCCCGCAACCCGUUCGCACAAUGCUGCUGCUGUGACAUGCUCAGCGACUCCGAAGACGAAGCUGUCCGUGAAGAAGCGAGGGCCAUGUGCCACACUCGUUUUGACGGAUCAACAACCUUCCACCUCCCGAACUGCCUUACAGGCCGAUCCAAUUACACCGGUCCCGCAAAUCCCACCCCAGCCAAUCCAAGUCUACACCCUACGUCGACCUUGAAGAAGAAAAAGAGGAGACAAUAUACUCGGCGCCAGCCCAAGCCGGCGAAAAGGCACCGUGAGAUCCCGGAGCCCAACGCAACUCUGGAAGCUCUGAAGGCUGUCUUCAACCCCUACGUCGAAUGCUCCUGCGACCUCCACGAUACCGAGGAGUGUCCUUUCAGACCGCUUAGCCUUGUGGUACCCGAUGAUGGAACAACGUCGAAUCAUCUAGGAACUUGUGCCAAGAUGGUCAUCGUGCCGCAACCGUCCCACAAAAUGCAUGCCAGCCCAGCGAAGCGAAAGCCUACAUCGAUAUCGAAGGAGAGGAAGAAGAAGAAGGAAAGAAGGAAAAGAGGCACCGAUGUCGCUACUGGCGAAACAAUACAAUUCGAGGACUACGGCCUCAGACUAUCUACGAGCCAUUGGCGAGCAUAUGGACCUGAAGAGGAAGAGUCGCGAUUUGGAGAGAUUGGGCCAAUUGGUACAAUCCUAGCUGGUGCAACGAGGACAGGGAAAAAGGACGCGGAUCAUACAAGGGGUCGAAAGCGUUCAUUUUGGUCGCAGCGCUGCCCAUAUGUUGCAGCAAUAUUGGGUGUAACGCGAAUGAUUAUGAGGCAGACUCGAUGCGCUGGAAUUGGGGCGUGUGUGGAGGAACCUGGUAUACAAGCAACCAUAUGUUUAACAUUCCAGUCCAUGAGACUUGAAUAUACCUCGUUGCUUGAAGUGAUGGCGCGCCUAGGGAUCAUAAGCGAUUCAAGCAGCGCCGGAUAG